UAUUAUUUAUUUCUUCUUCCGCUUUGUAAGAACCUGAAUCUCUUCCCCUUCUACUGCUUCUGCUUCUGCUUCAUCUUCUAUGGUGUCUAAUAACCCGAAUCCGUCCGAGGGAUUCUACUUGGAUCCAUCGGGAAUGGCGUUGCCAGGGCUGGGGCCGUUUACAACCACCAUGGCCGCGUCAGAGGAUUUGUCCAAGAAGAUUCGUAAGCCCUACACAAUUACCAAGUCUAGAGAGAGCUGGACUGAGCCCGAGCACGACAAGUUCCUCGAAGCUCUUCAGCUUUUUGAUCGUGAUUGGAAGAAAAUUGAAGCUUUUGUUGGAUCGAAAACUGUUAUACAGAUACGUAGUCAUGCACAGAAGUACUUCUUAAAAGUUCAGAAAACUGGAGGUGGUGAGCAUUUGCCUCCUCCACGACCGAAAAGGAAGGCUGCUCAUCCAUAUCCUCAGAAGGCUUCAAAAAAUGUUGCCAUGCCUUCUCAAGUGCCAGGGUCAUUUCAGUCGACGUCUCCUCUACUUGAACCUGGAUGCACCAUAAGGCCAGAUUCAUCUUCAAUACUUGCACGUCCGGCACCAGGUGGAGCUGUACCUUCUUGGCCAGUGAACUCUGUCCAGCCACUCAAUUCAUCACAAGUGCCAACAACAGCAAAUAAUUGUUGCAGUAGUACUGAAAGCCCUUCAAAAGCAUGCCCUCUUGUUGAAACAAUUGAUCAAGGAAGUAACACUCAUUCUUUUAGAGUUCUGCCAGAUUUCACACAAGUUUACAGCUUCAUUGGCAGUGUCUUUGACCCAAAUGCUUCAGGUCAUCUGCAAAAGUUAAAAAGGAUGGACCCAAUUGAUGUUGAAACUGUUCUGCUGUUGAUGAGAAACUUAUCCAUCAAUUUGAUCAGUCCUGAUUUUGAGGAUCAUAGGAGGUUGCUUUCAUCCUAUGAGAUAGAUUCGGGGCCAAUUCGGCAUGGCGAUAUGGAUAAGCCCAUCUAUGUCGAUGAUCAUAAACCCAAAUUGGUAGCCAACUAGUUGGCACAGGAGGAGGUGAUAAGCAGCAUGCUGCUGCUAUUCGAACAGAAUACCGAUCGAUGCUGAGGGAUUGCCCGAAAAUAAAAAGCACGGCGACCCAAAAAAAAGCUUGCCAAGUAUGUAUGCCUUAUGCAAUGUUGUGAGGUCGCUUGCAUUAUAUAUAUUUUUUUGUGCUCAGUUAUUUUGAUGCGUCUUUUGUACAUAACAUAGCCACAAAAUCGUGUCCUGGCCUUUGUUUGUAUAGAGAUGGAGAGCCCUUGAAAUAGUGCUGUAUAGCCCUUAGGUAGGGAAGCCCUGUAUUCGAGUUUUGGCAGUUAAUUUGUAAACGGUUUUGUAAACUUUUAGUCCUAUGAUCAACUUUUGGAUUAUUACAAAUA
Molecule: messenger RNA, 1392 nt
Organism: Cucurbita maxima (winter squash)
Lineage: Eukaryota; Viridiplantae; Streptophyta; Magnoliopsida; Cucurbitales; Cucurbitaceae
Product: protein REVEILLE 6-like
Exons: 8
Coding region: 80-1015 (311 amino acids)
Molecular function (GO): DNA binding
Source: RefSeq, a predicted model, not a curated record